This is a messenger RNA of Brenthis ino (lesser marbled fritillary), 639 nucleotides long. The record is from the annotation of a GenBank genome assembly. Lineage: Eukaryota; Metazoa; Arthropoda; Insecta; Lepidoptera; Nymphalidae.
AUGCCACUUAGAAAGUGGAAGUCAAAUGCAUUAAAUUUUGAUAAUGAUGAAAUUGCAACUACUUCUUUAAAUUUAAAUAUUGGAUCUGAUAAUCCUAAUAUAAAGUUAGUUCUAGGCUUAGGUUGGCAAUCAGAUUCCGAUGAACUUUGUUUUAGUAUAAAUAAUAAAAUCCCCAGUGUCAUGACUAAACGUACUAUACUUUCUGUAAUUUCACAAAUUUUUGAUCCCUUAGGCCUACUCGCCCCUUGUGUUAUUAGUAUGAAAUGCUUAUUACAGAAAUUAUGGCUACUGAAAUUAUCAUGGGACGAUCCUUUACCAUCAGAUAUAUCAAGAUCUUGGAAUGAAUUUAUUAUCAAUUUACCCUUACUUAAUGAUCUGCGCAUUAUACGUAACGUUUUAGUAGAUUCUUAUACAUAUAUAGAUCUUCAUGUUUUCUGUGAUGCUUCACAAUAUGCUUAUGGAGCAUGUUUAUAUAUUUGUAGCGGAAAUGAUAACAGUGAAACUUUAGUUCGAUUGCUCAUGGCAAAAAGUCGAGUGGCUCCAAUCAAACCUAUGACCAUACCGAGACUGGAGCUUUGCGGAGCACUUGUGGCGUUACGGCUUUAUGAAAAGGCGAUUUAUACACUUCGAGUCAAGGCU